AUUGGUGCAGAUUGCAUGUUAUUACCAGACUUACAGUCUGACAUUGAAGGUGAAGUCACUUCUCCCACCACUUAUAUAUUUCCCGAACACCUCCUGUCUGCCAUUGGUCAAAAAAACAGAUAGCCCCGCCCUGAACUUACAUAAAGUUGAUGUCUGGAGAUAGUCUGGAUUUUCAAACAAACAGAGCCUUAGGAUCUCAUUCAUUAAUAAUUGUGUGGAUUAUUUUGUAUUUGUACGCACAGGUGAACUCAAAAAACAAAAAAUCUCCACCUAACUCACAAUGUGCAUAUGCAUAUGAAUUUGCUCUUAAUCUCUGGUCUUUAACACUAUUACAUUGGAUUGAAGAAAAUUAGUAAUUACCAAACACGUAUUUUGUUUGGUAACAAGUAUUUUGUUUGUAUUUUUGACAGUAUUUUUACUCUGAAAUAAAAUACCAAGGAAAUUACCUCAAAUGAUUUCACAUAAAAAUACAAAAUGUGGUAUUUUUUAUGUAAGCGAUAACUGUAGGUUGUUGUUUUUCCAUUUCAUCUCAGACGGAGCGCAGAUGGAAAAGUACACUUGUACUGUUGUGCAGUCACAGUGUCGUUUAACACAUCUAUCAGUUUCAGCAUAUUUCUAUGAUUUAUGCAAAGGUGAAAUCCAGACAAACAUUGUUCUUCUACAUUCCAGAAGUCAACUUCAAAAAACUUGGUGAUGAUAACCUGACACCUUACCUUACACUGUGUAAAAACCCCUGCCCUAAUUUCCAGCCAUACUUAAAAGGUUCUCAAUCAAAGAGUCAUCGCCAACCCACGUCAGUUCCCAUGCACGCCUACUCAUCCAAUGGUGUGUGGCUGAAUAGUCAUUUGAUGGGACUGUGACUGGAAAUUGGCCAGUUGUGACUGGAAAUUGGCAGCUGCAGGUGGCUUGGCACAGGCCUCGAUCCAAACAUUCCUGCUCAUACGCAAUUCAUCAGUCAUUACAAAUGCUAACAGGGUCAUGGCUGAAGCCUAUACUUAGUGCUACCUGCUCCAUAAGUGCUUCUGAACUAUUUAGAAUUUGACCCAGUUGCGACACGCAAACGUAAAACAUGCAAAACUUACAACUUACAACUACAACGUAUCUGUAGAUUCAGUAAGAGCAACCCUGUUAAGUUUUCCCUUAAACUGGACACCCUGAUUUAAACAUCUAAAUAUUAGUUGUUGCGACACAUGCAUCAACACUUGUUGAAACGGUGAUAUAAAUAGAUGUUUUGUUUGGCUAGAAGUGCUGCUUCCCUUCUCUUUUGGGCACAAUGUAUUCAGACUACAGUAGGCCUAGUACAGCUCCUUCAGUCCUUUAGCCAGAUUUACAGACCACAGUUGUACAAUGCGAAUACUUCCCAGGGCACAGGAACAACAGAUGGACCAUCACCCCUCCCCUAUUCUUGGCAUCCUAACCGUACAGUAUAAAGCUCAAAGUUUGGGGCUUAGGCUAGUCGUUUGCCAGUGGACAACAAGACUGGAAAGAAAACCAAACCUAUUAAGUGAAGAACUGGUUGAUUGGAGUUGAGAAGUCAAUGAUGAAGACACAAACCCAGGACACCCCAAUAAAACAUCAGGGGCUCCUGAAGAGACAAAGAGACAUUCUGGCUUUCCGAAUGAAGAAGCUGUCGUCAAAACAAUCUGACUUCAAUAGCAAGACUGCAACUCUAAAAAAGAAGAUUAAGCAAAAAUAUGAUGACAUGAAGAGGGUUUUGGAUGAGGAUCUUAGAAUUACACUAAGUCAGUUGGAUCUUGAGACGGAGGCCAUGGAGAGAACUGUUGAGGACAGCAUUGAGAAGUGCUACCGCCUCACGCUGGAAAUCGAUCAGCAGCUCGCUGAACUAUCUGCACAGAUGGAGAAAGAUCAACAUCUGGCUCAGGAGAAGAUGUCAGAGGUGGAAGAAAGAAUAAUGGAGACUCUGAAGCUGACCGAUCCAGAGUUAAUACAGAUGGAUGAAUUUAAGAGUGAACAGCUGCUCUGCUUAACCAUCAACCUGCUACUGUUCAUACGUUCCCAGGUUCCUGUCACCAAGAAACUCUUCCAAAGCUAUGCCCAAGAUGUUGUUCUGGAUCCUGACUCUGCUCACCCAAAACUGAUUGUUUCCCCUGAGGGCGACUCAGUCUCUUACACUGAUACCUGGCAGGAAGUAUCUGAAAAUCCCUCUCGAUUUGACACCACCCUGAAUGUGAUUAGCCGAAAGAGCUUCACGGAUGUUCGCAACUACUGGGAAGUGCAGGUUGCUGGAAAGACAUACUGGGAACUAGGCCUCACUUACUCUAAAAUCCCCAGGAAGGGCCGAGAGGAGGACUGCUGGUUGGGACGGGGCCCAACGUCAUGGUGUGUUGAGUAUUUCAAUGGCGACUACACAGCCUGGCACAAUGGCGUUUCCCAUGAGCUCACCCAUGUAAGUGGGAGAACCUUCCAGCGCAUUGGCAUCUUCUCCAGCUCAGAGGGAGGUUUGAUUUGUUUCUUGGGGGCAGACACCAUGACGCCCUUGUACAGUUUUUGUGCAGGAACCUUCACAGACACACUCUACCAGGCUGUAUGUCCUGGCCAUGAGAACCAGGGGACAAAUAGUAAACCGCUGCUGAUUUGCGAUGCCUCGAAAUCCUCCCCCACCUUGUGAUAGACAACCAAUGAAGGUUUGGGACUGAGUUCAUUUAUGUGAAAGAGGUUGUUUUUAAGUGUAGAUUCAGUCGGAAAAUGUUCCUUAGCUUUGUCUUGUUCCUCAUUUGAUUAUUGCUAGAACGUAUAAAAUCAUCGGCGCCCUUUUUUUGUAUUAUUUUACUGUACAGUAUAAAUGGGAAAAUAUGAGUUUACAUGUCACUAUGUUUUCCCCAAGUUAAAUUACCAUUCAAACAUUUGGGGUCGUAUAUAUAUAUAUAUAUAUAUAUAUAUAUAUUGAUUCAGCAAGGAGACAUUACAUUUACCAAAGGUAAAGACAUAAUUUUUCACAAGAUCAAAUAAAUGCUGUUCUUUCGUCCCGAAAAUAAUAUAAAGUGUUUUGCAGCGCAAAUACAUUUACAUUUCAGCCCAUUCUCAUCCUUUAGCGUCAUAUACGUGACGCUAUAUGACAAAACGGUGAAA
Messenger RNA from Pimephales promelas (fathead minnow), 3090 nucleotides. NCBI's taxonomy places the organism in Eukaryota, Metazoa, Chordata, Actinopteri, Cypriniformes, Leuciscidae. The record is from RefSeq and is a predicted model, not a curated record.